AUGGGCCGGUGCAACGAUAUCAUAAAAGAAUACAUGAAAAAUUCAUCAUUACAUGGUGUUAAAUUUCUCAUCGACGAAGAAAUUUCGUUUUUUGAACGAGUUUUUUGGUUAUUUGCCAUCAUUUUGUCGUGGAUUGGAUCCGCUUUUCUAAUUAUGUCCGCUUUGGAUGCAUUCCAUAACAAUGCCAUCAGUUUUGUGGUUGAGAGUUCGUAUCGUGAUUGGACCACCAAUUUUCCAUCGGUCGUCGUUUGCGAAUCGAAGAAUAACGAUAAGAUUCAGGAAGUGGCUGAUAAAAUUUGGGGGCCAGAUCAUGAUUUCACCCUUGAAGAAAUAUUAAAUGAACUCACUUUCUUCCGUGGCGAAUCCUAUCAUGCCAUUCGUGAGUGUGGCGAAGACAUUGAAGUUGAUUGCAUUACGUUGAACUUCACCGAUUUGGUGGGCAUGAUUCGAAGUAGUUGCGAUGAGGUGUUUAGCCAAUGUCGUUGGAAUAGCGAAAGUUUUGAUUGCUGCUCUUACUUUUUACCCGUACAAACCGAAGUUGGAGUUUGCUAUGCAUUGAACUCAAUUCAUUCGGAGGCACGGAACGGAAAAAGACAGCGACUUGAUACGUUUUCAAACAAAUACACAGGCCCUGGCAGUCUCUACAUGGAGCUGAAGACCGAAUCGAAUAUUUACACGAUUGGCGAAGAGGAAGUACCGAACCUUGUGACACCCAAAUCGGAAAUUUUAACCGUCGGACCUUAUAUUUCUUAUACUCGUACAAUCUCGGUGAAAAACAUCGAAAACGAUCCGUUGACCCGUGAUGUGAGCGUUGAACAGCGAAAUUGCCGCUACACCGAUGAGAAUAUUCUUGACGUGCACAACUACUAUAGCUUUAGUGCUUGUUCGGUUCAAUGUCGCAAAGAUAAGCAGAUGCGUGUGUGCAAUUGUACAAAUCAUUUGAUGCCGAAUGUGCCGGUUGAACAACAUUGUCAUGUAGAAGGUUUGAGAUGCCUGAACGAUCAUUAUGAAGAUUUGUCGGUAGUGAUUGCAAAGUGGUCAGUAGGCAAGAGAGGAGUCGUAUGUACCCACUGUCUGCCAUCGUGCACGGAAAUUGAUAUUGGUGUUGUUCAUGAUACUCGGGAUAAUAUUUACGGUCAUUCAAGUCCACUUUCAAUGGUAACAAUUGGCUUGGCCAGUUUACCAACCGAACGCUAUAAACGCAAUGUGAUUCGAGGCAAAUUGGAUCUUGUCGUAUCGAUAGGUGGCACAGCUGGACUAUUUGUAGGUGCCAGUCUACUCAGUUUUGUCGAAAUCUUCUACUACUUUAUCGUUCGACCGUGCUAUCACCAUCGCAAGACAACAAAAGCACCACCGAAAAAACAGCACACUACCUUAUUCGACUAUUGCAAUUGAAUUUUCGGCAAAACGGA
Messenger RNA from Sitodiplosis mosellana (orange wheat blossom midge), 1412 nucleotides. RefSeq names its product pickpocket protein 28. The coding region runs from base 1 to 1395 and encodes 464 amino acids. Gene Ontology annotation, biological process: sodium ion transmembrane transport. Lineage: Eukaryota; Metazoa; Arthropoda; Insecta; Diptera; Cecidomyiidae. Gene Ontology annotation, cellular component: membrane. Gene Ontology annotation, molecular function: ligand-gated sodium channel activity. The transcript is spliced from 6 exons. The record is from RefSeq and is a predicted model, not a curated record.